AUGGCCUCCGAUAGGUCACCGCCCCAGAAAUCACAGCAACCGCACCACGUGAGGCCUAACCCGCCAUCCUCUGCCACUGCUGCUGCUUCCACUGUCCCAUCGUCGCGCACGGGUUCUCCCGACUCUUCACGCCCCCAGGAGACCCCCGUCGUCGAUGAUUUGCAACCACCCCCAUCCCAGCCCAUGACUGCCAGCGCAUCGCCUGGUGAGCCUGGCCCCUCGGAGCCCCCUAGUAACUCCGCCACGCCUGCGCCGUAUGGCACUCGUUCGCGAGGUCGAAAUGCGGCUCCUCGCCCCAAUUACGCCGAGGACCGUGAUAUCGACAUGGAUCUGGAGAUCGCCCACCCAGCGCCCUCAAAGUCCGCCAAACGGAGUAGUGGCGUCGGUGCCAACAACACACUCAACGGCUCCAGGUCAGAUGGCGAAAAACCUCACUCAUCGUCAAAUUCCCGAAAAAAUCAAACAGCGGUGAAUGGGACCAAUGCCGCUGCCGCCGCCCGGGAUGCCAUUCCAGGCACAUCCUCAUUCUCGACAAAGUCCGAUGAAGCCAACGCGUCUUCCUCCAGCUCCAGGAAACGGAAACAGCCGGCGAGCUCGGCCAACUCUCAAUCUGCUAAUGGGAAUGCGACAAAGAAGAUUUUCACGGCGGCCCCCAGCGCCACCGUGGGCGACAUCUGCUCCAAUAUGGUCUCUUUCGAGACGCAUGGGGCUUAUUUGAACGAUGGGCAGCUGAAAGCUGAUGAUGGCUCCACGUUUGCCGUAAAUGAUCAUGUCUAUCUUAUCUGCGAACCUCCAGGGGAGCCAUAUUAUUUGGCACGCAUCAUGGAGUUCCUCCCUUCCAAGGACAACCCUUCGGGGCCGAUCGAGGCCUUACGGGUAAACUGGUAUUACCGGCCACGUGACAUCCAGCGUAAAGUGGCGGACUCCAGACUUGUAUUUGCAUCCAUGCAUUCCGAUACAUGUCCGCUUGGUUCGCUGCGGGGAAAGUGCCAAAUAAAGCAUCUUUCAGAGAUCGAUGAUCUCGACGAGUAUCGGAAGACGCGAGAUUGCUUUUGGUACGACAAGAUGUUCGAUCGGUAUAUUCAUCGCUAUUACGAAGUGAUCCCUACAAAGAGGGUCAUCAAUGUCCCGGCAAAUGUGAAGAAGGUCCUUGAUGACCGUUGGAAAUUCGUCCUGGUCGAAAUCGGGAAGCGCAAGGAGUUGACAAGCGCUGUCAAAACUUGCAAGCGAUGUGGUCUAUAUGCUGCGAGCACUGAUUCCGUCGAUUGUGCUGUGUGCCAUGACACGUAUCAUAUGUACUGUGUGCGCCCGGUCCUCACGAAGAAGCCCGCUCGAGGAUUCGCCUGGGCGUGUGCAGCCUGUAGUCGCGCCCAAGAACGAAAGCUCGAGGCCCGCAACACCCCCAUUCUGGGCGAGACUCUCGCAGAAGCGGAAGAGGAAAUCGUCGAGGAAGAAGAAGAGGACCCUAAUGCCGCUGCGAAUGGCACUGCGGGGAGUACGCCUGCUCCAGUGGAAGAAGAAGUCCGACCGGCAACCGAAGAGCAGAUGGCCCAGGCCAGAAUGUGGCCUUAUCGCUACCUCGGAAUUCACUGUCGUGUGGAGGACGCUUUGGACUAUGAUGACCGUAUAUACCCUCGCGCCAGUUCUCGAUUAGGACCACGACAUCAGGCCAUGGUAAUCCCGUGGCACGGCCGUCCCGUGGAAUACGUCAAACCACCUGACAUCAAGAAGAAGUACGUGCGAACUCCUGGAGGCCGCAGGGAGGUCAGACUGUCCAAAGAGGCGCUUGCCGCAAUCGAAGCCGCCAAACAAGAGAAAGCAAAUCGGCCGAAAUGGGUAAUGGAUGAGCCCCCUGGGUACAUUCACCGAGGCGAAGACGAGCCAGUGACCGUGAACGGCAAGCAGGUGCGGACAGCCGAGUUGAUGUUCAAGAUGCCCGAGCCGGAUCAGAUUCCGUCGAGAGGCGAGGACGAUGUACCGGGAUCUGAUCUGAGUCCCACUGAUCGGGAGAAGUUCAUUGAUGAAUAUAUGGCCCGUGCGAAGGAAUUGGCUCCCGAAUUGGGCGUGGAAAAGUAUUCCACGAAUUUCCUAGACAAGGCUUUAGAGCUUCUCUACGCUAACAGCUUCGAUGUUGAGGCUGCUCUGGUGAAAUUGAAGCAGAUGAACAAGUUCAAAGACCUGAAGGAACCCCACCUGCGCCCGGAAGAGAUCAAAGCGUUCGAACAGGCUGUCGCGAAAUACGGGUCCGAGUGGCGCAAUAUCACCAAGCAUGUCGGUACCGUCCCGCACUAUCAAAUUGUGCGCUUCUACUACAUGUGGAAGAAAACCCCCCGCGGCCGUCAAGUUUGGGGUAAUUAUGAAGGAAGACGGGGCAAGAAGGAGGCGAAGCGCACCACCGCGGCGAAGCUGGUGGACGAUGUGGCCGACGAUCAGGAUGACUCCGCGUUCGAUAACGAUAAAGCCGAAGAGAAGAAACGUGGUUUUCAAUGCAAGUUCUGCUCAACUCGAACCUCACGACAGUGGCGUCGCGCUCCUGGUGUCCCACCUGGCACCACAACACCAAGCGAACCGAACUCUAGGCAACGAGAUAAGGGGCCCCAACUAACGGUCGCCCUUUGUUUACGCUGUGGCCUGCUUUGGAGAAAAUACGGCAUCCAGUGGGAGAGCGUCGAUGAGGUCGCCAAGAAGAUUGCGCAGAGUGGAAACAAAUCCUGGCGUCGACGCGUGGAUGAAGAGCUGUUGACACAGCUGCUUCUGUCAACUGAGACGCCGAUUAGUAUCAACCCCGCGACUGCUGCCACUGCCGCUGCUAUUGGUGUCCCAGUAAACGCCAACCCGCAAGUGCAGCAAGAGAACACGAAGAAGAGGGGCCGGACAUUGGAGAAGGAGAAAGACGGUGGCGCAACUUCGACAGCUACCUCGGUCGAGCCACCCCCGAAGAAGAAAGCCGUCCCCGAAAAGGUGCAAGAACCACCGCCCCCGAUUGUACCAGAUCCCCCGAAGGCCAAGAUACUUCCCUGUGCUAUCUGCAACAAGAUGGAGCCUGGUGGCGACCAACAUUUGUCUUGCAGAGAUUGCCGCCUGACGGUUCACCGGAGCUGUUACGGUGUUAGCCCAUCGCGAAAUUGCGCCAAGUGGCUGUGCGACAUGUGCUCCAACGAUAGGAACCCCAUGAUCUCGACUUGCUAUGAAUGUGUCUUGUGUCCGGUGUCUUGGACCGAACAUGAGCUGAUGGAGGCUCCCAAGCCUGCGACGAACAGGAAAAAGACGGAGCGAGAUCGGGAGAAGGAGAGACUCGAGAAAGAAAUGGUCAACGAGGCUAUCAAGCUAUAUCGUCAAAGACAAGAGGCGGUUGGCAAACCGAUCGGGCCUCGGGAGCCACUCAAGCGAACUGCCGGUAACAACUGGGUCCAUGUCAUUUGUGCCGUUUGGACCCCAGAAAUCAAGUUCGGCAGCGCCAAAGAACUCGAGCCCGCUGAAGGAUUUGGAUUGAUCCCUCAGGAGAAGUACCGAGAGGUCUGCAAGGUCUGCAAAUCGAGCAAGGGGGCUUGUGUACCGUGUCAUUUUAGCGGCUGCAAUGCCCACUUCCACAUCGGCUGUGCUUUUCAGGCGAAGUAUACAUUCGGCUUUGACAUCGCCCCUGUGAAGAGCUCUCGGAGGGAUACUGUCAGCAGCGUGCGCCUUGGAGAGGAGACCGGGGUCGCUUCAGCCGGAAUUUGGUGUCCUCAUCAUACAACUCCAUCAGUUCAUGCCAUUGGCGAAGCCACCGAGGAAGAGGGCGUCAACGCGCUCCAACGAUACGUCCAAGCUUAUAAGCAAGCGGAUCUCAGUCUGACGGGAACGGUCCGCAGGGCGACCCAUAUCCAACAGUCUGUCGGUGUAUCGCAGCCCGGCACGUCGCACCGGCGCGCAUCGACUGUCAAUGGCACUGCUGCGAAGGAAGGUCACAAGGGAUCAAGGACAUCACCCGCGCCGGACGAGAUGGCAGUCGAUUCCGAGAACCGAAGUCUCCCUCCUCAACUGGAUGGGGCAGGUGUGGCCAGGAAAUGCGUGCACUGCUCAACGGCAUACAGUCCGAGGUGGUGGCCUAUUGAGCAAUACCGUCGGGUGGAUCAUCGAACACCCCUGCUUAAUGGAGUUGGCCUGAAUGACGCGGCUGGAGCCAGAUUUUCCUCCUCAGCGAGCCCACCAUACCUUGCUCGGAACCCAUCCCAGCACUCUCUGCCGAAGCUCAAUGGAGAUUACAGCCCCGCGGAUCGGAACGGACCAGUGGGCAUGGCGGAUGGGCCAUCCCAGACGGCUUACGAAUGUCAUAAAUGCCACCUGAAGAAGGUAACAACAUCUCAGCCUUCCCCGGAACCCAGGCCAUCCCCAUAUUCGGCGCAACGUCCGGUUCUUCCGGCUCCGCGGCUUUCAGAAUACCACGGCCAUCCAUAUGGACCGCAUAGCCACCCCUCCCAGCCCGGAGUCCUCCCGCGGCCGAUUGGCCCCACGCCCAGUGGGCCUGAAUGGGGUUACCCCAGCUACGAUCAACGCUCCAGUGAUUACGGCGAGAGCAAGGUUCGCAAUGGCAUGACCAUGCCGCCCUAUCGUACUGGGCCUUCUGCUCCUGCACACCACAUGAACGGCUACCAACCUUCUCCUCCACAUCACGCGCCUCCCCCGCCCUAUACCGGUAGUAGCGGCCAUCCCCCUCCUCCUCAGCCUUAUUCGACACACCAGAGCCCGUAUGGGCCGGUCCCCUUGCGUUCACCUCAUCCCUCGCACGCCGUGGGCGCUCGGGCGUACGCACCAUCCGCCUCGCCCCCCGACGUACAAGCGACGAUGGUCCGACACUCCCCACCGCAUUCUCUCAGUGCGUUGAACGGCGGGGCACCCUCACGUGUGUAUUCGGUUGACCGGGUACUGGGCCCUGCUACGCAAUCACCGCCGGUAUCGCAGGCGCCAGUCGAUCCUCGCGGUUUAACGCCCCCGACCAAGAUCGAAGAGACGCCGAGUUCAUCUGGGCCGCUGAGUGGUGGUCGCAACCCCAGCGGUACCAGCGGGGCCAAUGGUGGCGGGUCCGGUGCGAGUGCCAGCCCGUCCCUCAAGAAUCUACUCUCUUAG
Aspergillus terreus NIH2624 is the source of this 5106-nucleotide messenger RNA. Its product is annotated as DNA-binding E3 ubiquitin-protein ligase SNT2. Gene Ontology annotation, cellular component: Lid2 complex. Bases 1 to 5106 code for a protein of 1701 amino acids. Gene Ontology annotation, molecular function: zinc ion binding; ubiquitin-protein transferase activity; chromatin binding. NCBI's taxonomy places the organism in Eukaryota, Fungi, Ascomycota, Eurotiomycetes, Eurotiales, Aspergillaceae. The record is from RefSeq and is a predicted model, not a curated record. The transcript is spliced from 3 exons. Gene Ontology annotation, biological process: histone catabolic process.